Molecule: messenger RNA, 1038 nt
Organism: Caenorhabditis remanei
Lineage: Eukaryota; Metazoa; Nematoda; Chromadorea; Rhabditida; Rhabditidae
Exons: 6
Coding region: 1-1038 (345 amino acids)
Source: RefSeq, a predicted model, not a curated record
AUGCAACGUUUUGACGAUCGAAUGCCAAUGAAUUCGAUCUCGUAUUCUAUGAUUCAAACCGAGAGAAGUCCAGAGUACUCAGAUGAUUCAUGCACUUGUGGUCACGAUGAAAUGGCAUUCGGAGAUGGAUUGAGUUAUAGUAAAAGAGUUGUGAACCACAAACAUUUCUUGCAAAACUUUUCAAAAGUUGAAAGUAAUUUCAAUUACGGCACUGCUACUGAACAUGAACUGAAUGCUCCGUAUCCAAAACAAGUCGCUGAUCGUUACGAAGCAGAAUAUGAUUACUGUAUGAGAUGGGCAUGUGAUUACAAGUAUGUUGCCGCAAGAGUUAUUCCCUUCCAAUCCAAUUUUUACUCUGUUGUUCGAUUGAUGUUUCAUGGAAAAAGCUGGGCUCUGGAUUGUGCAAACUUCGAUGGACAAUACGAUUACUGUGGAUGGUUGCCCAGUGUCUCCGGGCCUCAGAAUCUGAAAAAAUCGGUCUUGACUGACUCUUCUGAAUUGUCACAUCUUCGUGUGGAAGCAGGAAGAACUCUUCAAUCUUCAGAUACAGGAUACGGACUUCAGUCUCUCAAAACUGAUUACUCAGAGUGUUCCGGACUGACAAAAGAUCCUAUUGAUUCGGAUGUUUACAAUGUGAUGGGUACAGUUUCCAAAUGUGAAGAGAUUCCAAUUAAACAGAGUCUUCAUUCCACUUUCGAAAAUCUUUCUCCAAUUCUCAAAAACGAAAUGGCUCAUCCAUCUGAAAGUAUCAUUUCAACUGGUUCCAGUUUGAAAGAAGUUUUUCACGAUCUUGUUGAACUCGACCACAUUUUCGAUCAACAGGUCCAAGAGGCUCAAACUCAACAAAGCUCACUUGAAGACUAUGUUAAUUGUCUCACUACUGCUCACUCAUUCUCGGAUCUUUCUCUCCAUUCAAAUUACGUAGUGAUCGAUCAUGUUGCUCCAAAGACUCAAACAAUGCUCUCUCAAUUGAUUUGUUUGACUGGAAAGAAAUUCUCAGUUGCCUUUUGGAAGAAUUGGUCAAAGUCCAAGAAUUAG